Molecule: messenger RNA, 2379 nt
Organism: Penicillium cosmopolitanum
Lineage: Eukaryota; Fungi; Ascomycota; Eurotiomycetes; Eurotiales; Aspergillaceae
Product: fungal specific transcription factor domain-containing protein
Exons: 3
Coding region: 1-2379 (792 amino acids)
Biological process (GO): DNA-templated transcription
Cellular component (GO): nucleus
Molecular function (GO): zinc ion binding; DNA binding
Source: RefSeq, a predicted model, not a curated record
AUGAGAGGAAGCGAUCGCUCCUUGCCAUCCUGUCUCUUAUGCACCAAGCUACAUCUUAUCUGCGUAUAUCCAACCCUCCGCCUCAAACCUGGCCCGAAAGGUGACUCAUCCCAACGGUUGCUAGAGGAUCUCUCGACAAAUGGAGAUCGGAAAAGCUCUAUCGGGAGGAGCUCUUGGCGGAAAGAUCAUGUCAGCUACCUCGAGGGCAACGGCUGUGACUUCAGUCUUUGUGAUGAGGAUUCGCCGAAUGAGCACAGUGCAGAGUCUUAUGACAUUCAAUCCAAUUCCACCGAUGUGGAAAGUAAUUUUGUCAAGGCCAUCGGUCUUUCUGCUCUAAUCCACCCUACGCAUGAUCUUUGCUUACUUCCGGUGCCCAUGAGGCAAGAAACAACAUCGUCUGGGUCUCUUUUAAACCUUGCUGGAGCACAGAAUCUACUCAUGGACGCCUGCAUUGCCUUUGAUCUGUCACUUGAGGGCUUCCAACACUUAACGGAUAUAUACUUUGACUCCAUGACUGAAUUCUCACUGUUUCAUCGGCCUUCCUUUGGGAAUAAGAUCCAGAACAUCAAGAAUCCCGGCCACCUCCAGGCUUUUUUCGCGUCUAUGUUUGCUUAUUCUGCCAGUUUUCAUAUUGAUGACGCUGUUGAUCUUACGGCCCACAUUUGGACUUCGUCAUGCACGCCUGAUCCAAUGCGUUUCCACAACCUAGCAUUGAGAUUAAUUAACACAUCCUUGGAUGAGUGCUCUGACCAGCCGCCAAGCAUUUGCUUGCUUCAAGCCAUGAUUCUGAUCACCUUUUGUGAACUGACAAAAGGCGUCCGUGGCCGAGCGUGGAGGCUCCUAGGCUCAUGUGUUCGGGUAGCGUACGAACUUCACCUGCAUCUGAUCGACUACGAAGCGCGUGACGAAUAUUACAAGGUAGGUCAGGAUCUUUCACGUUGGAUUGCGGAUGAAGAGCGACGACGAUGCUGGUGGGCUAUCUGGAAAAUGGACAACUUUGCCAGUGUCAUUCGGCGAUGUCCCACCGCCAUCGACUGGAACAUGAUCGAUACCUAUCUUCCUGUCUCGGACGAACUUUGGUUUAACAACCAAUUCCAACGCAGUUGCUUACUCGAAAGGGAACCGACCACCCGAGCAGAAAUAUUGAAAAGCUGUGGAAACGAGGGUGCAGAUGCAUGGUUGAUUGUCAUCAGCUCCAUCAUGAGGGAUGCGCAAGUACUCCUCAGAGGGAACCUCCGAGGAGUAUUGCUAGACGUGGACCCUCAUAACGCCUCUGAGCAACUCCUGCACUACUUCCACAAUUCCUUUUGCAGAAAAAAGACAGACAAAGACUCGACACGAUUGAAAACGUUGAUUCGUGCUCUGCGGACUACGAUCUCAAGUUUACCGAAAUCCCUUGUUUAUAAUGGAGAAUACCUUGACUUUGGCUUCGACUUUUUGAGGGGAGUUCGUGACUCCGAAACCAAAAGACUUCACAGCGCGAAGUACAACAUCCAUCUCACAAUGAACCUAGCGCAAUUUAUGGUUUACCAUCAUUAUGCUUUUGGUGAAAUUGUCUCUGGGGUGAUCUUCACGGAGAAGGACACCAAACAAGAAGUCUUACCGCAAGAGGAACGAACAUCCGAAAAUGCGCUAGGUCUAGAACAGUGUCUUCAGGCCGCUGAUUAUAUUUAUAUCCUUACUUCUCAUUGCCCAGAGGAUCAUGUUAAAUACGUGAACCCUUUUCUUGCUAGCACAGUGUGGCUUUCCGCAUCGCUUCAAGUCCUGCGGAAGCUAUUCGGGAAGAAAGUAGAUCUGGAGGAGACGCUAUCAAAAUAUGCCAUUCUACGUGCCACCUGCGAACGAUUUACUGCGUUUUGGCAUACACCUCUGGCAUUGUUAGAAAACCUGGACUCCCUGGAGGCCCGUCUGAGCCCAUACUGCAACUUCCCCCCGGGUACCACUGCCCCUCACGAAGCCCCACACGGUUUGAAUAUGCCCAUGCCAUUCAGCGUAUCUGGAGAGACUCGGGUUCAAAAACCCAGUACUCGGACCAAUAGGCCGAAAACAUCUCAGCAGGACCUACAGCCAUUAUUGCCACGAGCCGAUGGUGAUUUGAAUCCUAUAUCGGAAGUGCGCGUUUCACCUACAGCACAAUAUCAACGCCGCGACAAUGAAAACAGCAGCAAUGCCAAUCUCACUCCAAAUCCACCACUACAUGACGAUUAUAACAAUGUUGACCAAAGCCUGUCUAGUGGGCAGAAUUUACCAACUAGCGCUUGGAGGGAGGAUACGGAGAUCCAUGGCGGACUAGAUAAUUGGUUUCCGCAAUGCCUUUCGGACAUCUUCACUGAAGCAUUUGGCAAUGAAAGCGUGGAGAAUCUUUACCAUGGCCCAUGA